AUGAUGGUGAGUACAUUUGAAUCGUUACUUGUCGAUGUUAUUUUCGAAAUAUUUCCUUAUUUGUCUCCUGUUGAAAUUCUUCAAUCAUUUUUAUUAUUAAAUAAUUAUUUUUCAAGAAUAAUUAUGUAUGAAUAUUUGUGGCAUAUUCAUAUUGGUGGUAAUAGAAUGUCAUUAUCAAUGUUUAAUAAUUUAUGUCAAAAUGUAUUAAAACGAUUAGGACAUCGAGUUAUUUCAUUACGUAUUACUUUAACUAAUAUGAUUGGUGGAUGGUCACUUGUUUCAUCAUCUCUCAAUUAUCAUAAAAUAAUAUUACUUCGACGUCUUCAUUUAAUUAAUAUUAAACGACAUGAAUUUGAUAAAUUAUUGAAUAAUCGUUUAAUAAAACAAAUGCAUACUUUACUAGUCGAUGUAUCAGAUGAUAGUUCAUUUACGAACCAAGAAAAAAUAGAAGGAGCAUAUCUUGUUAAAAAGGUGUGUUCAUGUCUUCCUGACUUAACAAACUGUAGACUUCCAUUUGAUUAUUGUUUAAUAACUCGCAAAACAUUACCAACAUCUUCAGCAACAUCUUUGAUGACACUAUCAAAUUUAUUAAAUAUAAAUCAUCUUUAUUCAUUGGUUAUAGGCAUACAUGCAUUAGCCUUUCUAGAACAUUUAUUAAAAUGUAUACCUUUUAUUAAAAAUCUUUCUGUUGGUAUACAAGAUGAAGGAAUAAAUCAUAAGAAUAAUUUUGAUAUUCACAAGUGA
Messenger RNA from Rotaria sordida, 744 nucleotides. The record is from the annotation of a GenBank genome assembly. Lineage: Eukaryota; Metazoa; Rotifera; Eurotatoria; Philodinida; Philodinidae.